UCUGUGGUUCAGCGGCGCGGCGCAGACCACACCCGGAGUCCCAGGAUCCAGGCCCAGUCAUGGCGGCCAGCGCGGAACUGCUUAGCGCUUCGGCGCAGCUAACGGAGAACAUGGCGAAUGCAACUGUAGCGAUGGGGCUGUUGCAGGAUGUAGCCAAGUUCGCCUCCACGGCCGGUGUGUUGUCGGGAAUCUUCCAGGUGGGCGGCAUCAUUCUGAAGCUGGUGCUGGGAAAGCAGGACAGCGAGGAGCUGAAAUAUAUGAAGGAGCAGUUCCAGAUCGUCAGGAACAAACUGGAUACGAUUUCGGAUCAGAUCCGGCAGGUGCUGUCGGAGAUCCAGAGGAGCACGAUCAACAACCAGUACUUCCCCAUCGAGGAGAACCUCAAGAACCAGUUCCGCAAAUACAUGGAGAUCCUGAGCUCAGCGCCCGAGUUCCGCGACAAGGAGCGAGACGAGUUCGUCGACCACUUCGUCGUGACCAAGGGCGACCAGAACCUGCACACGCUCUUCGACGCGGUCAUGGGCUUCUCCACCGUCUUUUCGAAGCCCAUCCUGGAGACGGCCAUGAGCUACGACCAAAGGAACCGGCGCCUGAUGGAAAGCAUGUGUUGCCGGCUGGAGGAGCUCUUCUGCAUCGGUCUGAUCGCUCUCAUGGGCCACGCCGCCGUCACCGGUAACGACGUGGAGGCGUUGAUGAAAGAGUGGAACCAGAAACUGGAGCACGUAGAAGCCAAAAUGAUAUCCAUGCUAGAUCAGUGCGUUAACGAGUUUGCGCAGCAGGCACGGAUAGUGAAGAAAUACGACUGGGUCCGCUGGUCAGUGCGCGUCUAUGAUCCAGUCGGGGGCUUUGACAAUCACUGUGUUGGUGGCCCAACCUGCAUUGUUUUCUUCCGGCUCAAUAACGUCAACGUGGUUGUGUCCUACGGCAUCGACCCAAAGCCCAUAGACGAGGCGCAGAUCCGCCAGUUGAUGCAGGGCAAGAACGGCUGGAGGGACGCCAGAGAAGUGGUCAAAAUCAUCAACGUCCCGCACAACUACAUGGUCCACGCGGUCAGGCGCUACAAAGGCCUGCAGACGCUCAAUAACUUCCCCGACGACUGCUACUUCUGGGAGAACUACAGUGGGGUCACCCUCUGUGUCCACUCCACAUGA
Messenger RNA from Amblyraja radiata (thorny skate), 1151 nucleotides. RefSeq names its product protein rapunzel-like. The record is from RefSeq and is a predicted model, not a curated record. The transcript is spliced from 3 exons. The coding region runs from base 60 to 1151 and encodes 363 amino acids. NCBI's taxonomy places the organism in Eukaryota, Metazoa, Chordata, Chondrichthyes, Rajiformes, Rajidae.